UUCACCCCAACUCUCCCCCUCCUGAAAGGCGCUUUAGCGCAUGCAGAUUGGCGAGAACCACCAAGAGUCCGUCCAUCCUUCCAGCUGCCAACGUCUCUGCAGAGCGCGCACGAGUGCACACUCGGCGCACACAUCCCGUAAACACAAAACGCGCGCGACGAGAGGGUUGAGGGGCGGUGGGGGUUUUGAGAGAGAGAGCGGGUCACAUGCACGCUCUCUGCGGGCUGCGGGAUCUCUCUACUGGUCCGCGAACGUGCGCGUCCAGCCUGCCUCUUCCCUUCUCCUCAGCCCCGGGACGGCAAUGACAAGAGACCGAGCGCUGUGAUCUGGCAGAGGCGGCUCGAGCCCCCCCCACCAUGCGCGGCGGGGCCAGCAGAGAUUGCAGUGCAGCAUCAGCCGCAGGCGCACGCACAAUGAAGACUGGAUUACUACAACGUUGACGUUCUUUGCCGUCACAAAGUGAGAACAACCUGGAAUUCCACUCUUUUUUUUUUUUUUUGGCACGGUGGAAAUUAUCGCUCUCCCGAUAUUUGGUGGUUUGUCCCCCCCCCCCCCCCCCCUCCUGUUGUGCAGGGUUUGAGAGUGAGCACCAUACGAGGCUGUAAGGGGACCGUUGCAAUGUCAUCUCACGCCACUGUUUUGGAGCUCCGUGGAAGGGAGACGCUGGGCUGAAGUGGUUCGGAAGUAUGUCCGCCAGCAGCAAAAGAAGCAAGAGGAGGAGUCGAAGGUGCAGUGACUUUGGCAGUGGUGGCCACGCCGUGCUGCGCUCCUUAACCCUCUUGCUUCUGGGGACCCUCGUCGCCGACCCCGUGGCGGCUCAAAAGCAGCGAGGGGGUGCCUCGGAGAAAGUGCCAGUCCUAAACAUUGCGGUGAUUCUGGGGCGCACGCGCUACAUCUCCGACCGGGACAUCCGGGCGCUGUGGAGCAAGGAGGAACCUAUUGACGUCAACGUGGUCUCGCUGCUCGUCAACGAGACGGACCCGAAAAGCAUCAUCACCAACAUGUGCGACCUGAUGUCCGGGACUAAGAUCCACGGUGUGGUGUUUGGGGAUGGCACAGACCAGGAGGCCAUUGCCCAGAUUUUGGAUUUUAUUUCCUCGCAGACGCUCAUACCCAUCCUGGGCAUCCACGGAGGCUCGUCCAUGAUCAUGGCGGAUAAGGACGUAAAGUCGACGUUCUUCCAGUUUGGCGCCUCCAUCCAGCAGGAGGCUCUGCUGAUGCUGAACAUCAUGGAGGAGUACGACUGGCACAUUUUCUCCAUCGUGACCUCAAAGUUCCCCGGCUACCAGGAGUUUAUCAACAUUCUAAAAACCACCGUGGACAACAGUUUCGUGGGCUGGGACCUGCAGAAUAUCAUCGUUCUGGACGCGGUGGAGGAAGACAGCCGCUCCCAGAUCAUGCUGAAGAAGGUCCAGUCCCCCGUGGUGGUGCUCUACUGCUCCAAGGACGAGGCCGUCUACAUCCUGGAGGAGGCGCGCUCGCUGGGCCUCACGGGCUUCGGCUACAUCUGGAUCGUGCCGUCCCUGACCACCGGCAACCCGGAGAUAACGCCGGAGGAGUUCCCGUCGGGGAUGAUUUCCGUCUCGUACGACGACUGGGAUUACCCGUUGGAGGCGCGCGUGCGCGACGGCCUGGGCAUCAUCACGUCGGCGGCGGCGGCCAUGUUGGAUGAGUACGGCGACAUCCCCGAAGCCAGGACGUCUUGUUACGGCCAGAUGGAGAAGACCAGCAAGCUGCCGCCCAGCGCACUGCAUAAGUACAUGAUGAACGUGACGUGGGAAGGCCGAGACUUGUCCUUCACGGAAGACGGGUACCAAGAACGUCCAAAGCUGGUGGUCAUUGUUCUCAACAAGGAGCGAGAGUGGGAGAAGAUGGGGAAGCUGGACAACGGCAGCCUGACUCUCAAGUACCCGGUGUGGCCCCGCUUCAACUCCUUCGGCGACGCCGAGAUGGACGACAACCACUUGUCCAUCGUCACGCUGGAGGAGAAGCCGUUUGUCAUCGUGGAAGACGUGGAGCGGCUGACCGGCACCUGCAUGAGGAACUCCGUGCCCUGCAGGAAACAUAUCAAAGACAACACGACUGAGGCUGGCGGGACAUACAUCAAGAAGUGCUGCAAAGGCUUCUGUAUUGACAUUCUGAAGAAGAUAGCCAAGUACGUCAAGUUCACCUAUGACCUGUACCUAGUAACCAAUGGCAAACACGGAAAGAAGAUUAACAAUGUCUGGAAUGGGAUGGUGGGAGAGGUGGUCUAUAAGAAAGCCGUCAUGGCCGUCGGAUCUCUGACGAUCAAUGAGGAGCGUUCUGAGGUCAUCGAUUUCUCUGUCCCAUUCGUGGAAACUGGUAUCAGCGUCAUGGUGUCUCGCAGCAAUGGAACCGUGUCCCCUUCAGCCUUCCUCGAGCCAUUCAGUGCAUCAGUGUGGGUGAUGAUGUUUGUGAUGCUCCUACUGGUGACUGCAAUGGCCGUCUUCAUGUUCGAAUACAUCAGUCCCCUCGGCUUCAACAGAAACCUGGCGCAGGGAAAAGACCCCCACGGCCCCUCCUUCACCAUGGGCAAGGCGGUGUGGCUGCUCUGGGGUCUGGUCUUCAACAACUCCGUCCCGGUCCAAAAUCCGAAGGGAACCACCAGCAAGUUCAUCGUGUCCGUGUGGGCCUUCUUCGCCGUCAUCUUCCUGGCUUCCUACACUGCGAACCUGGCCGCGUUCAUGAUCCAGGAAGAGUUUGUGGACCAAGUCACCGGGCUCUCUGACAAUAAGUUUCAGAACCCGUACGCUUACUCGCCUCCAUUCCGCUUCGGCACCGUCCCAAAUGGGUCCACUGAAAGGAACAUCAGAAAGAACUACCCUUCCAUGCACCAGUACAUGGUGAAGUAUCACCAAACGGGAGUUGUGGAUGCACUUGUCAGCCUCAAAUCUGGGAAACUGGACGCCUUCAUCUAUGACGCGGCGGUGUUGAACUACAUGGCCGGCAGAGACGAGGGGUGUAAGCUGGUGACCAUUGGCAGCGGGUACAUCUUUGCCACCACCGGCUACGGCAUCGCGCUGCAAAAAGGAUCGUACUGGAAGCGACAGGUGGACCUGGCGAUUCUGGCCAUCAUCGGAGACGGUGAAAUGGAGGAAUUAGAAGCGCAGUGGUUGACGGGCAUUUGCCACAAUGAGAAGAACGAGGUGAUGUCCAGCCAGCUGGACGUAGACAACAUGGCGGGGGUCUUCUACAUGCUAGCCACCGCCAUGGGGCUCUCCCUCAUCACCUUUGUGUCUGAGCAUCUCUUCUACUGGAGGCUCCGAUACUGCUUCACCGGUGUCUGCACGGGCACGCCUGGUCUUCUCUUCAGCAUCAGUCGGGGUAUCUGGAGUUGCAUCCAUGGAGUUCACAUUGACAUGAAGAAGAAGAGCGAUCUGGACUUCAGUCCACAAGACAAGAUGCUGAAGCUCAUCAAGUCGGCCAAGCACAUGACCAACAUGUCUAACCUGGCCGGCUCGCACAUGAACUCGCCCAAACGGGAGUUCAUGCACUCGGCUGGCCCUAUGAUCAUGGACAUGAUGGCAGAGAAGGGCAACUUCAUUUAUGCUGACAACAGAAGCUACGCUCCCAAAGACAUGAUGUACGGGGACACGGGUGAUUUGCAGUCUUAUCUGACCAACCGCCACAAAGACCAUCUGAACAACUACAUCUUCCAGGGAGGCCAACAUCCUCUGACCUUGAAUGAUGCCAAUCCCAACUCUGUAGAGGUGGCAGUUAGUGCCGACGCAGUCCAGACCAACGCCAAACCACCGCGCACUCUGUGGAAGAAGUCGGUUGAUACACUCCGCUCUGCGCCACCCGGACCGUCGCCCAUGCCUGACAUGCUGAUGCCAGACCCGCGGAUUUCAAUGAAGACACAACGCUACCUCCCCGAGGACACGGCCCACUCUGACAUCUCGGACUGCUCCAGCAGAGCGGCUUCAUACAAAGAUCCAGAAAACAACAAGCACCUUAAAGGCAAGGACAACUUAAAAAAAAGACCCGUGACUUCAAAAUAUCCACGAGACUGUAGUGAGGUCGAGUUGUCCUACUUGAAAACUAAGCAGGUCAGCGGCGGAACCAACCAACUUGGCAGAGGAGGUGGAGAGAAAAUCUACACGAUCGACUCCGACCGAGAGAUGAGCUUGCACUCGGACCCCGUACUCUACCGGGAGAGUCGUGGCCUCGCAGCUGAUGAUUUGGAAUACCCUGAAAUCUACUCUGACCACAGUGAUAACUAUCGAAAAUGUGAGCAGCCCAUCAUCCAUUUGAACUCAUCACCACUACAUCAUACAGAUUCAGACCUGCUUCCGGACCCAACUUAUGCGAAACACUACAACAUGAAAGAGAAAAAUAUUUCCAUGUCCCCGCAUGAGUCGAUUGAUCGCUAUAAACAGACACACUGCCGUUCCUGCUUGUCCAAAGUGACUGCUAGCUACCCUCCAGCAGGGGCUUACACUCCUGCGGUAUCUGCCGCAGCCUCUGCUGCGCGCUCACCAUAUAACCGAUGUGAAGCAUGUCUCCACACUGCAAACCUGUAUGACAUUAGUGAGGACCACCUUCUUGCAGACUCCUUGGUCAGCCCCACCCUGCACCACCACCAACAGCAUCAGCAACCGGAUGAAAUGUUUGGCCUGUAUUGGCCACAAACAGACGGGCCGCACGUCCAGAAGAGAAACCGCUUGAGGCUGAGUCGGCAGCAUUCCUUUGACAACAUACUGCUAGAGAAACCCAAGGAUGUAGACUUGGGGCGACCGGCACGCAGCGUCAGCCUCAAGGAGAAAGAUCGCUUUCUGGACUCCACAUCUGACUCACACUACGCAAACCUCUUCAACAUGCGUCCCUACUCCGGCAGACUGUUCGGCACCACAUCCAAAUCCAUGAUGUUUAAUCACAACCUGGAGGAGAGCAAGAGGAGCAAGUCCCUGUACCCGGCCCAUGGCUCGGAAAACCCUUUCCUCAGCCACACGCUGAGAGACGACACCAGCAGCAGACUGGUCCACGGGCGUAGCUCCUCUGAUAUUUACAAACAGCUGGCAGUGGCGUCGCCAGCAGCGAUUCUUGGAGCAGCCCCCAUCAAAACACGCAACGAGGCGAACAAUCUUCGCUCUUCCGUGAAAUCCACCACCUCAUACUGCUCACGGGAUGGGCGGAUACCUAACGACAUGUACAAUAAGGAGCAUGUAAUGCCUUACUCUGCCAAUAAGACUUGUGCGUACCCAGCCUCGCGUGGCGUCCUAAACUCAGCGCAAUUCAGCAAUAGACGAGUGUAUAAAAAAAUCCCUAGUCUGGAGUCCGAUGUUUAGUCCAAAACCAUGUUUUCUCCUAUUUGGAUUUGUAUUAUUCUCAUUUCUAUCCACUAAGGGAUGCCAUAGCCACACUUUUCUUCUCUUGUAGUCUAGAAGAACCUUUGCCCAUUUGGGUGUGACAGUUCUGCUUCUGUCGCUGCAGAUGAUAUCACAGUUUUUUGUCCGUUUCCUGCCAUGUACUAAUCAGUUGGCUGCUUCCGAUAGUUCUUUGUCAUUUUGUGUCUCGCCGUACUCAGGAGAUGAGGUAUCAGCUUUCUCGGUAUUGGUAGGAAACACGGUUCAAGAGAACAUCUGAGAGUUGCCGGGGGAACAGAGCCUUUGUUGAUUCGAGAUGGGAACGAACGAACGUAAUCCAAUCGUCCGUUUGUCUCCAACCUUUUCCGACAAGAACGUGGCUAAGCAGGGAGACCGGAUGGGCACGUGUGGGUCUUUGGCGAGACAUAGAGGCAUCCCCGGAGAGCAGGGCACCGCGAUGAGCUGAUCCAACAGUCUGUUGCUUGUUACGCUGGCAAACAUGGCAACGGCGAUGCCUGGCAGAGCACAACAAGAAAGUAGAGAUGAACGGUUGGUUCAUUUCCAGGCAGUCGUUCAGACCCAGUUUAGUCUUGCGAAGAUGGCAGUAGGAGAUACCAAUGUUUACAGACUGAAAAAAAAAAAUUGCGGCAAUGUAUGGCUUUCUAUAAACUAUAAGAUUUCUUGGAGAUUCUGGCACUGGCACCUAUGUAGGCGUUGAGUGUUUGCUUCAUAGUUAGCACUAUAGCCAUUAGUUUUCAAACCUUUCUCCUACAAUCACUUUUAAAAAGCAAGGCUUUUUUGAAAAAAAAACAAAAAAACAUUAUUUUUGCACGUGCAGAUCUUUACCCCGUUGUAGAUUAGAAGGGGGAAAAUAAACCACAUACUCAUAAGUAUAUUUUCCAUCGACAAGGAUGCGGCUGACGGACGUUUGUACAAUCGAAAUUCCGACCUUAGUAAAGCAGCGUCAAGCCGAAAGGCGUCGAAGGGGAAGAGUUGACGAGCGGAUGCAACCGUUUUUAUUACUUUCUUUCGCCCACCUUGCCAAUGACAAACAGGGUAUUUAUUAGUUACUAGAAAAAACAGGCGAAUCCUUCCCCCUUCCAUGCUUUGAUAAACAUCACACUCCAAUCGGGUGUGAAAUUGCUUCCGUCCUUUGUUUUUUUUGUACAUGAAAGAUCUGACCUGUGGUCUCGUGAAGAACAGUUUCCUGAAGUCUCGACCAUCGAUGUCGAGCAGGGUAGCCGUCACCAAGACGUAGGUCUGACAACAGGCAGAGGAGGUUUUGUGUGUGCGUGGCAGCCCUUGGAUGAGCUUAAGGACGAACAACUUCCAAUUAUUUAUACACUUUGAUUUUUUUUUUUUUUUUGACGUACAGUAGGUCUGGAUUAGUUUUUGCCUCAUCCCUGGACUUAUGAUGCAGUAUUAUCUGCUCACAGAUGCCACCUGGUGGUUGUUUGGAGACCCCGCAUAAAUGAACCAACCCCCCCAAACCCUCAUGCUGCUCCCACACGCCGGGUUCUCACAGGGAACGAGGCCAAAACUACUCCCGACCCACUGCAGCUUCGAGGAAAAUGUCCAAUUUAGGGAGAAAACAAAGUAUGAUCGAGUUGCUUUGAUGGACGGGAAUUGACAAAUUGUAUCAAAUGAUAUACCUCAGGAUGGCGAGUCUGCGCAUUGCGGGGGAGCUUCAACCAUCGCGUCACGGGGAGACAAAGAUUUUGUAGAAAACAGGAGAAAACGUUGAAAAAAUGUUUAUAGUUGCUGCAAACGGAACCAAACCUAUUUUUUUUCUCCCUGUCAAGGUCUUCCUUAACUUGCGACUGAAAUGUCCAACAAUCCAGCAGCCCUUUGGUGAAUCUUUUAUUUUCUAUUUUUUAUUUUUUAUUUUUUUUUUUAGUUGAAGCUCCGCAAACGCAUUCAUAUCUCAUUUCAUACUCUUGGAAUACUUCCUUCCAUUGCUUCUGCCGACCCUACUGACUGAUGAGCAAUAUUUUCCUCCUUAAUUAUAUUUAUUUUUGCAUCUUAUCUACAUAUUUAUUAUUAACAUAUUUAUCUCCACACACUGAUCGUGUGAGCGGAUGAGUGAACAAUAUUCACAUGUAUUAAAAAAAAAAAAAAAAAAAAAAAAAAAAAAAAUGAAUGAAAGAAAGAAGAAGAUAUCAAACAGCACCCUUGCAUUUUAUUAUGGACUCAUGAUAUAUGGUUCUGUUCUUUCUACGUUGGCAGAACCGUCAUGUAAGAGUGAUGCUGUUUUUACGUUGGGAACACACAACACCCCCUGUGAUGACAACCCUGCUCUUUUUUUUUUAAUGACAAAAAAUGUAUUUUAAUUAACGGUAAAUAAUUGAGGUGAUGGCAUGCAACCCCAGAUGUAACGAUGUUUUCUGUUUGCUUUCAUUUUGUCAUGAUGGUAUGAUCACUAAUGCAUUGUAACCAGGUGUGAGUAUAUACAUAUUUGAGGGGGGUUGGGGGGGGGGGGGGGGGUUUACAGUGGGUCUGGAUUUAGUUCUUGCCUCAUCCCACACAGAAUCCAUGUGAAGACCUGACACAGUACGGAGGGGAUUCAUAUGGCCCCGGUUUACCUAACACACGGAACGUGACGAAUUGAGGGCUGCACUAUCCACAUUUUUUGCCAGUAGAGUGUCAAAUAUCUUAAAACAGACGUUUUUAAAGGUUUGGAUUUCGGGGCCCAACUUUUUCACUACACCGGGGCCCGGGACACCACUUAAAUAACACAAAAUGAGUCAACUUACUCUUGAUAUCCAACCUACUUACAGUUUACAACCUUAUCAAAUGUCUUGAAAGCAUGUGUUAAUUUAGGCUUACGUCAGGCUGAUUAGAAAAGCAAAUACUAACCAAUUGUACUUUAUAAAUAACUGACACAAAAUAUAUUUACACACAAAAUAAACUAAAUAAAUCGUGAAUAAGUUGAUUGGCAACACUAAAUUGGCCCUAGUGUGUGGAUGUGAGUGUGAAUGUUGUCUGUCUAUCUGUGUUGGCCCCGCGAUGAGGUGGCGACUUGUCCAGGGUGUACCCCGCCUUCCGCCCGAUUGUAGCUGAGAUAGGCUCCAGCGCCCCCCCGCGACCCCAAAGGGAAUAAGCGGUAGAAAAUGGAUGGAUGGAUGGAAUAGUGAAUAUGUUUCCUAAUUAAACUGGCAAUACAAAUAUGGUGGAAAUGAAAAAAGAGAUUCAGGAAUUUUUGCGCUUCAAAAAAUUAGCUCCGGAUUUUGGGGAUUUUGUCUUUACUGCCACAAGUGGUGGAAAAGUGUAUUACAACUGACCACAGCUGAGAAACACAUAUUGUUUGGCGGCCCUAUGGUUAAAAAAACACUGUCUUGAAAUGUGUUUUGUGGCGAUUCCAGCGUUGACCACAGCCAUGUAGAGUGGUGUUUUCCAUCAUUUUCAGCAGACUGCAUUGCAAAAAUGAUUGAUAUCUUUCUUAAGUAAACUGUCGAUAUGAUUAAAGUGCAAAUGAAAAUACAGAUUCACCACAUAAGUCAUAAUUUUUGCGCUUAAAAAAACGUAUCUGACUCUGGUUUCAGAUGUUUUCCGUUUGAUAUUGUCUUUACUGCCACAAGUGGUGGAAACGUGCAUUACAACUGAGUACGGACCAGAACUGAGAAACACAUUGUUUGGCGGCCCUAUGGUUAAAAACACUGUCUUAAAAUGUGUUUUGUGGCGAUUCCAGCGUUGACCACAGCCAUGUAGAGUGGUGUUUUCCAUCAUUUUCAGCAGACUGCAUUGCAAAAAUGAUUGAUUUCUUUGUUAAGUAAACUGUCGAUAGAAUUAAAGUGCAAAUGAAAAUACAGAUUCACCAGUUUAGUCAUCAGUUUUGCGCUUAAAAAAACGUAUCUGUCUGUAGUUUCAGAUUUUUUCUUUUUGAUAUUGUAUUUACUACAAGUGGUGGAAAAGUGUAUUACAACUGAGUAUGGAACCCAACUAAGAAGCACAUAUUGUUUGGCAACCCUCUAAGGGGCGCUCACGGCUCUAUGGUUAAAAAACACAUUUCAACAUUGAACCCUGCGUCAGUUGCCAUGUAGAGUGGUGAUUUCCAUCAUUUUCAGCAGACUGCAUUGCAAAAAUGAUUGAUAUAUUUCUUAAGAAAACUUCUGAUAGAAUUCAAGUGCAAAUAAAAAUACAGAUUAACACAUUUUGUCAUAAUUUUUGCCCUUUAAAAAAUGUGUUCCAGAUUUCUUUCGGUUUGAUUUUGUCUUUACUGCCACAAGUGGUGGAAAAGUGAGAAAUACAUAUUGUUUGGCAGCCCUAUGGUUAAAAACACUGUCUUAAAAUGUGUUUCGUGGCGAUUGCAACGUUGACCACAGCGUCAUUUGCCAUGUAGAGCGGCACUUUCCAUCAUUUUCAGCAGACUGCAUUGCAAACAUUAUUGAUAUCUUUCCUAAGUAAACUAUCAAUAAAAUUAAAGUGCAAAUGCAAAUACAGAUUCACCACUUUAGUCACAAUUGUUGCGCUUAAGAAAACUACUCGGACUAUUGCUCCAGAUUUUUUUCCCGUUUGAUUCUGUCUUUACUGCCACAAGUGGUUGAAAGGUAUAUUACAACUGGGUAUGGACCACAGCUCAGAAACACAUAUUGUUUGGCGGCGCUCUAGGGGGCAGUCACAGCCCUAUGGUUAAGAAACACUCCCUUAAAAUGUGUUUUGUGGCGAUUCUAACAUUGACUAUUGCGCUUUCCAUCAUUUUCAGCAGACUGUAUUGCAGAAAUGAUUAUCUUUCUUAAGUAAAAUUAUUGAUAGAAUUAAAGAGCAAAUGAAAAUACAGAUUCACCACUUUAGUCAUAAAUGUUGCGCUUAUUUCUCAGACUGUAAUUUCAGAUUUGUUUCUGUUUGAUAUUGUCUUUACUGCCACAAGUGGUGGAAAAGUGUAUUACAACUGAGUAUGGACCACAACUAGGGGGGCGCUCACGGCCCUAUGGUUAAGAAACACUGUCUUGAAAUAUGUUUUGUGGCGAUUUUAAGUUGACCCCUGCGUCAGUUGCGAUGUAGAGUGGUGCUUUCAAUCAUUUUCAGCAGACUGCAUUGCAAAAAUGAUUGAUUUAUUUCUUAAGUAAACUGUCGAUAGAAUUAAAGUGCAAAUGAAAAUACAGAUUAACCAGUUUAGUCAUCAUUUUUGCGGUGAAAAAAACGUAUCUGACUGUAGUUUCAGAUUUUUUCUGUUUGAUAUUGUCUUUACUGUCACAAGUAAAGACAAUAUCACCGUGAGCGCCCGAAACACUCUCUUAAAAUGUGUUUUGUGGUGAUUCUAACGUUGACCACAGCAACAGUUGGCAUGUCGAGUGCCGCUUUCCAUCAUUUUCUGCAAACUGCAUUGCAAAACGAUGGAUCCACCCAGGAAUGGGGCCAAAUUAGCCCCUUCCCUACUGUAAGUCCGAAAGAGAUGAUACCUGGUAGUUGUUUGAGCACACUGCAGCCAGUCAUGGAUAGUCCAGUCACACGCAGGAUUCUCACAGGAAUGAGGCAAAAAACAAUUCCUUCAGACACACUCUUUGUUAGACACAGUGAAGCUGCUGCUGCUUCUUUGGGGGGUGGGGGGGUGGGGAGGUGCGGGUCCUGACCUUGUGGCCCUCUCCCCUCAUUGGCUCGUCGGGUCAUUAUCAGGCCCCCAGGUCAGAGGUCAAGGCUGGGUUUUGGUGUGGCGGGACAUCCUUGCUCUUCCUCCGUGGCAGGUGAGAAUUUAGAAAAAAAAAAAAAAAAAAAGUAUCACCAGCGCUGCUUCUCUCUUCCUCCUCCUCGUCGAGCCAGGACUCCGCCGGCCAACACGACAAAAACACUGCAGAAAAGGAGAGGGAAAAAAAAAACAGAGACUGAGUCGGCUCUCCCUCCAAAGAUACUUUUUUCUUUAUGGUUUGCUGUAAGAAACGCUUUUUUAAGGGAAACAAAACAAACUGUUAAUUUGGGUACAAAUUCCUGAAAGACGUUUAAAAGAACUAUUUUGAAUAUGAUUAAGAAACACCUGUAAACGUCACCUGUAAAUGACUGGAAUUCAUCAUCAUGGAGGAUUAUACAUGAGGAAGAGGAAAAACAAUAUUUUUUGUGUGAACAUCACAGGAGCUCUUCUGUACAGUGGCUCUCUCUCUCUCUCUCUCUCGCUCUCUCUCUCUCUCUCUCUCUCUCUCUCUCUCUCUCUCUCUCUCUCUCUCUCUCUCUCUCUCUCCAUGUCGAGCGACUAGAAUAAAACUUCACCAUUCACAAGA
Molecule: messenger RNA, 11536 nt
Organism: Nerophis lumbriciformis (worm pipefish)
Lineage: Eukaryota; Metazoa; Chordata; Actinopteri; Syngnathiformes; Syngnathidae
Gene: grin2aa
Product: glutamate receptor, ionotropic, N-methyl D-aspartate 2A, a
Biological process (GO): monoatomic ion transport
Cellular component (GO): membrane
Molecular function (GO): ligand-gated monoatomic ion channel activity; signaling receptor activity
Source: RefSeq, a predicted model, not a curated record